Messenger RNA from Zootoca vivipara (common lizard), 904 nucleotides. Lineage: Eukaryota; Metazoa; Chordata; Lepidosauria; Squamata; Lacertidae. The record is from RefSeq and is a predicted model, not a curated record.
AUGAGUGUGCCAAGAUUUUGGACGAUAGCAAGUGCCACAGGUAGCAGCAGCAGCAGCAGCAGCAAAAUGCACCUGUCACAGGUCUCUCCAAAGAUCCUGCAACACUCAAAUGAAGCCAGCUCUUCCAGCAGAGUUACAGAAGUCAUGGUGGUCUCUCCAAAGAUCCUGCAACACUCAAUUGAAGCCAGCUCUUCCAGCAGAGUCACAGAAGUAAUGGUGGUCUCUCUAAAGAGCUCCCAACCCUCAUAUGAAGCCAACUCUUCCUGGAGAGUCCCAGAAGUCAUGGCGCUCUCUUUUACCAGCACAGACAAUGAGGCCUAUGAGGCACCGGCAUUUGAGGAGGUGGUGACUACUGGCUACAUAUCGGGACCAACCAUCUGGACCAUCACAUCCAGUCCAGGGACAAUGCCAGUGGAGCCCCCUCCGUACAGCGUGGUCAUUGAGCCUCCUGCCCACGGAGAGACUGUGGUCGAGGCGUUCAGUGUCUCGGUGGCACCAGGCCCACGGCGUGCCUCGGAGGCAGAUCUGCAGUCCAGGUUCCGCCUCAGGUUGCUCAGGCCGCCGAAACUGCAGCGAUUUGUCUCGGAUACCCAUGAACUCAAAGGUGUUGAAGAGCGGGCAGAACGCCCGGAGCCCCUCACCCCCCCUCCUGCCUAUGAGAACGCAACGGUGGAGGAGAUCUUUGAAGAAGAAUUUGAGCCCUCCAGGCUAUGAGAACGGGGCACCGUGGACACUUUUUCGUCAGACUUUUUUCAGUGGCUGUCCUGUUGCAAUCCAUAGGGUAUGAGAAACAUGGCCUGUGUGCAGGAUGUUAGCUGCUGUACCUGCUUUUUAAGAACUCUCCUGAGAAAUGUGCACAUACAGGUCUGAAUUUCUCAUGGAAAAUACAAAUAUACAGUAUAUA